Gadus morhua (Atlantic cod) is the source of this 952-nucleotide messenger RNA. RefSeq lists its product as uncharacterized. Gene Ontology annotation, cellular component: nucleus. Gene Ontology annotation, biological process: positive regulation of neuron differentiation; negative regulation of Notch signaling pathway. The record is from RefSeq and is a predicted model, not a curated record. Lineage: Eukaryota; Metazoa; Chordata; Actinopteri; Gadiformes; Gadidae. Gene Ontology annotation, molecular function: transcription corepressor activity; DNA binding.
UUAAUAAAUAAUGACAUUGAGAUUAAAGAAUGUUUUAUAUUUGUCUUGAAUUUAAAUUGUUUUUCAUUAAUAAAAUCCCAUUGAAUUUAGAUUUUAUUUGUUUCCAAUGAAGUCCAUAGUGACCAAUAGUGCUUGAGAAAGUGUUUGAAAUGUUGUAUCUUGUUCACAGAAGUCUACCAAGAACUGGCCCAAAAGCGUGACGCAUUUAGCCGAGGGGAGGACAUAUGGUCUGUUACAGUGUCCCAGAAAAAAAGCAGAAAGACAGGAAAUCAAGCAAAGGAGGUGGUAACCUUACGGAAUCAAGCCACGACAUCUGGUUCACAGGCGGCAACUGCCAUGUGCGACAAGCUUAAGAGCUACCUCCAUUCCAAGAGAACCGCCAAGCAGGGCACACCCCUCCGUAGCUCUACUCCUGCUCCAGAUCACUCUGAUGACUCGGAUGAAACAUCCUGUGAUUUAUUUGGGCCGUUCAAAAGGCGGAAGGUGGUACUGACAAGUGAGGAGGAGGGAGAUGACUGCAUUCCACAGGAGGAGCCAGAGCACCAGACGGAGCCAGAGGGCCAGCAGCAACCAGUGAAGGUUCUGGUGGAACUAGAGGAAGAGACAUUGAAGGCUCUGAAAGAGCUUCCAGGAUUGGUUGCUGCCAUCAAAACAGCACUGGAGAAACUACCAUCAGCAUGCACCCAUUCCACCCUCAGCCAGAAUGACUGCCAGCAAACUCCAGGAUCUGAAACUAGCGGUGACGACUUGAUGUUCCUGGGCAACUCCGCCGUCCAGGUCUCAAAACGGCUCUUCAAUAGAAUCGGCAGCAGACGUUUGUCGCUUUUCACACAGGAGCUGGCCACAAUGAUCUUUGGGAAAGAGACCCUGGCCAAGUCAACCCUUACUGGAAAGGGGAAAAAAGGGGAGGCCAAAGAUCAACUUGACCCUGAAAAGGUCGAAGCCAUCAUAG